AUGACGCUGUGGGAUGGCUCCUACCCCUUCUACCCUGGAGCCACUGCCUGCUUCCCCUUUGACACCACCCGGGCUGUCAUUGUCACCACAUUCCUCUCCAUGCUGCUCACGUUCAUCAUCAUCCUGCCGGGGAUCCGGGGCAGGGGGCGACUCUUCUGGUUCCUGCGGCUGGUGUUGGGACUCUUCAUGGGAGCAGUGAUCCUCACUGUCCAGUUCACCAGGGACUGGGAGACUGGCUGGGUGCAGGCAAACACCUCCUACAAGUCCUUCAGCGCUGCCCAGGUGACCGCGGACGUCGGGCUGCACAUCGGCCUGGCAGGGGUGAACAUCACGCUCAGGGGAAAGCCAGUGAAGCAGAUCAACGAGACCAUCGACUACAACGAACACUUUCCCUGGAACUUUGGAGUGGAUUAUGAGCACAGCUACAGCGAGGGGCUGGAGAAGGGGCUGCCCAGCCCCAUCCUCUACGUGGCAGAGAAGUUCAGCAGGCAGAGCCCCUGUGCCGUGCACAGGCAGUACCGCACCGCCGGCCACUACGUGUCUCUCACCCUGUGGCUGGCCUUUUGCACGUGGCUCAUUUCCAUCAUGCUCUUCUCCAUGUCCAUCCUGCUCUAUGGUGGCCACAUGCUUCUGGUCACUGCCACUCUGAUCCUCCUCUCACUGCUCUUCUUCUCCACUGCAAGAAACACCCUCAAGUGCCCCAUCCGGUUCGGCCCAGCUUCCUUGAGGACGGAUUAUGGUGAAUCCUUUUGGCUGACAUUAGCAGCAGGCCUGCUGUGCCUGCUCCUGGGGCUGGCCAUCGUCAUCCUCAACUCCCUGCAGCCAGAGAAGCUGAAGCUCAUCUUCAGCAUGGACAAGAGCAGGGAAGAGGAGGCGUGGGACAGGUCCUGCCUGGCAGCUGAGCCCAGCUGCUCAGUGCAGGAUGGGCUGAUGGUGCCCCUGGGGGAGCUGUGCCAUGUGAGCUCAGCCACCCCACUCUGAGGCACAGGCACAGCCAGGGCUGGACAUGCUGCUCCUGAACCCACCAAAUCCAUCAGGAGCCCAGCUGGCAAGAGACAUCCAAGUGAUGAGAAUAUCCACAUCUGAAAAGGUGUCUCAAACACAGCAGUUUACUUUUCUUUCCUUUUUUUUUUCUGUUUUACUGCCUUUCCCCCUGGUCCAUCCCAACAAACCCUGAGCCCUCCCCAGGAUACAGAGAUUAAAUCAGAACAAGAUGGGGAGAAAGCAAGCAACUGAAGGCCCAUGGAUAUGAACCAAAGGAGAAGUAGAGCCCACAACAGCCCCCUCACCCUGAGGACACCCAAAAAGUCCCCUUGCCUUGGAUACUGCUCCCAUCAGCAGUCAGGAAGUGCAGAUGGAGCUGCUCCCCAGGGUGAAGAGCACCAUGGCAAAUAGGAAUACAGUUUAGUAGGAUGCUGGAGGUAUCUGGAGGGAGGGAAGGAGACGAGGAGGUGGGAAAGGAGGCACAGCAGUGCCUUGAAGAUCAGCUGUAACCAAUUAGGGAGAGGGGAGCAGUACCUCCAGUCUG
This is a messenger RNA of Poecile atricapillus (Black-capped chickadee), 1528 nucleotides long. It is a transcript of the gene DUOXA1, whose product is annotated as dual oxidase maturation factor 1. The record is from RefSeq and is a predicted model, not a curated record. NCBI's taxonomy places the organism in Eukaryota, Metazoa, Chordata, Aves, Passeriformes, Paridae. Bases 1 to 981 code for a protein of 326 amino acids. Gene Ontology annotation, biological process: protein transport. The transcript is spliced from 6 exons. Gene Ontology annotation, cellular component: endoplasmic reticulum membrane.